ACUCAGACUGCAAUCCUCAAAACCCUAGAAACAGCAGACUCUCACCAUCCGCGGAUUAAGUACUUCGGUGCUGUUUAUUGCUUCGUCUCUGACCAUGGCUGAUGUGGAAGCCCAUGUCGCUGCAUCAGGGGUGCCGAAGAAGAGAACAUUCAAGAAGUUCAGUUUCAGAGGUGUUGAUCUCGACGCUCUCUUGGACAUGUCCACUGAUGAGCUCGUCAAACUCUUUCCCGCUCGUGCUCGCCGAAGGUUUCAGAGAGGUUUGAAGAGGAAGCCAAUGGCUCUGAUAAAGAAAUUGCGCAAGGCCAAACGAGAGGCUCCACCUGGUGAGAAACCCGAGCCUGUUAGAACACAUCUCCGCAACAUGAUUAUAGUUCCCGAAAUGAUUGGUAGUAUAAUUGGUGUUUACAAUGGAAAGACUUUCAAUCAAGUGGAAAUCAAGCCCGAAAUGAUUAGCCAUUACUUGGCUGAAUUCUCAAUUUCGUACAAGCCCGUCAAGCACGGAAGGCCUGGUAUCGGUGCCACCCAUUCAUCCAGGUUUAUUCCUCUCAAGUGAAGAUUCUGCAUGUACCUUAUUGUUUGUUAUUGAGUUUUGGUCACCGUAUCUAGUGCUGCCUGCUUGUCCUACAAUGAGUACUCAAAAGUUAGAACAGAACUUAGUUAAAAGCUAUCCGUUUCUUUAGCCAUAUCUGCUGUAGUGAACUAGUAGUAACCAAUGAACGCUUUUGCUUCUUGAAUUAGAAAUAUUUUAUCUUCAUCUAGUGAUGAGAUCAGUAUUUGGAUUCCCCUCCUUUUGAUGA
This is a messenger RNA of Hibiscus syriacus, 797 nucleotides long. RefSeq names its product 40S ribosomal protein S15-4-like. The record is from RefSeq and is a predicted model, not a curated record. The transcript is spliced from 4 exons. Gene Ontology annotation, cellular component: ribosome; cytosolic small ribosomal subunit. Gene Ontology annotation, molecular function: structural constituent of ribosome; RNA binding. The coding region runs from base 95 to 553 and encodes 152 amino acids. Lineage: Eukaryota; Viridiplantae; Streptophyta; Magnoliopsida; Malvales; Malvaceae. Gene Ontology annotation, biological process: translation; ribosomal small subunit assembly.